GGACUCCGCGUCGCGGUGGAAUGGCGGAUGGUGAGAGAACGCUUGUUCUGCAGAGUGAAGACUUAAAUCCGAGAUCAUGGCAAAACAUCUGAAGUUCAUUGCCAGGACUGUGAUGGUACAAGAUGGGAACGUGGAAGGUGCAUACAGGACACUAAACAGAAUUCUCACGAUGGAUGGGCUCAUUGAGGACAUUAAGCGACGAAGAUAUUAUGAAAAGCCUUGCCGCCGCCGCCAGCGGGAAAGCUAUGAAACCUGCCGGCGGAUCUACAACAUGGAAAUGGCUCGAAAGAUCAACUUCUUGAUGAGAAAAAAUCGUCCAGAUCCAUGGCAGGGCUGCUGAAGCCUGUGGUUAGCAGGUUCACAUCCAGUUUGUGUCUCCACAUCUUCCUUGAAACUCAUUUUGUUACCUUUCUCUAUAAUAAACUCAGUCACAUUUAUGCA
Molecule: messenger RNA, 441 nt
Organism: Octodon degus (degu)
Lineage: Eukaryota; Metazoa; Chordata; Mammalia; Rodentia; Octodontidae
Gene: Mrps21
Product: mitochondrial ribosomal protein S21
Exons: 3
Coding region: 77-340 (87 amino acids)
Biological process (GO): translation
Cellular component (GO): ribosome
Molecular function (GO): structural constituent of ribosome
Source: RefSeq, a predicted model, not a curated record